Molecule: messenger RNA, 822 nt
Organism: Aspergillus versicolor CBS 583.65
Lineage: Eukaryota; Fungi; Ascomycota; Eurotiomycetes; Eurotiales; Aspergillaceae
Product: thioredoxin family protein
Exons: 2
Coding region: 30-359 (109 amino acids)
Molecular function (GO): protein-disulfide reductase activity
Source: RefSeq, a predicted model, not a curated record
CCGUUCAAUUCAAACCUUCACCAGCCAAAAUGGGCGGCAGCAACGUUGUUUCUAUCACCACUAAGGAAGAGUUCAAGGAGAAGAUUACCGACUCCAAGGACGCCAUUGUUCUAGACUGCUUCGCCGAAUGGUGCGGUCCCUGCAAGGCCAUCGCUCCCAAGGUCGACGAAUUCGCCGCGCAGUACCCCGGCGCCAAGUUCUACAAGUUCGACGUUGACGAGCUGUCCGACGUUGCCGCCGAGCUUGGUGUCCGCGCCAUGCCCUCGUUCUAUCUCUUCAAGGACGGCCAGGUCGUCGACACCGUUGUUGGUGCCAACCCUCCCGCCCUGGAGGCUGGCAUCAAGAAGAUCACUGCUUAGAGUCGCGGUGUUCAAUCAAAGUGCAUAAUUUAGUGAAUUGAAAUUGUCCUCAUCUUCUUUAUAGUUCGUGCUUUCUACUGCACCCUGUAUUUAUGGUAUUGAAAGAGGUGGAUUUCUGGCAUAGAUGUUUCACUGCAUUGUAAUCGCAUGUCUUUGCUAAGCUAAGCCAAGCCUCUAUUGGCCUACGCAGGUAUAUUCAUGUUGAGCCUGUGUUUAAUUGGACUCUAGCCAAAUUGACAUUGAAUAGCACUAUGUUUGGUAAACCCGUGGCGUUAGCGUCAUGUUUUCUAGCAGGGCUAGGCAGGCCUCUCAGCUGCUGCAAAAACAGUACCAUCUUAGUCUGAAAAAAAAAAGACGCAAGAUAACAGACGGUAUAUCUUGUCGCCGAGCCAACAACUUAAAUCUACUAUACACAGAACUUUAUAAGACUCACCUGGUAAAUGUCUAAAAAUAGGCACCAGGG